AUGGGAAUCGACGCCGGUUUCGAUAUACAUCCUCGUCUGUCUAAAGGAAUCGUAGACAGACAAAACUGGGGACGAUUUAUCGACUUCAUUAAAGAGCAUUACAAGGAUGACACCCAGGUCGAGAUAAAGCCAAAUUACAUCAGCUUCAAAGCAGGGGAACAUCCCAAACUUCCAUUCGAGGGCCACAAAUUUCUGCGUUUUAGCUCAAAAGUAUCCGGGUCUAUCGCAGCAGAUACGAAUGUAGAGAGCUAUAUCGAUACUGUGACACGUAUUGCACAGGCAAACUUCGGCUCUCGUAUCCGGUAUUGGGACGAGGGUGUUGAUCAGUCUGGCGUAUACAGCUGGACUGAAGUCCAAGAAUCAAUCAGGUCAUAUCAGCAGUUGCAGCGAGAUGAACUUGAGACUCCGUCCAGCAUUGCUCAAUUCCUUAGUGGCACCGAUCCUAUCGCAGAGCUGGACAUUGCUCCUUUCGAGAUUAAGCACAUCCUCGGAAAAGGUAAAGGUCUCGUUGCCCGUUUCAACAUAUCUAAAGGCACCCGAAUCAUUUGUGAGAAGCCGCUUCUUAGAGCUGGGCCUAUGCCUCGUGAUGAGCUAGAGGGAUUUCUCGCGACAAAGUUGAAGGCCAUGUCCAGAGAGUCACAGCGACAGUUCCUGUCUCUUCAUAACAACUUCCUGACGAAGAACCCAUUCAGCGGCAUCUUCAAGACGAACGCGCUGCCAUGCGGCUCUGGGUCGCCCGUCGGUAGCGUCUACCCAACAGUGUGCUUAAUCAACCACAGUUGCAUGCCAAAUGCUCAUAAUAGCUGGAACAGCGCCAAGGAGCACGAAACUAUCCAUGCAAUUCGAUCAAUCGAGAAAGGAGCUGAGAUCACAAUAUCGUACGACCAUGGGGGGACGUCAAGCGAACGACAGGCAUUUCUUGAAGAAAGCUUCGGUUUCUCCUGCACUUGUAGUUGUUGCACCCUCCCCCCUUUCUCCCUCCAAGCUAGCGACAAUCGGCGCACACAGAUCAAGAAUCUUGAUGACGCUAUUGGGGAUCCGUUCCGUAUGAGGAGCAACCCACAAGAGAGUUUGAGGGACUGCUACUCGCUGAUUCAAGUCCUCGACCAAGAGUUCGAUGGGUGUGCUGGCGCACUAAUUUCUAGGCUCUACUACGACGCCUUCCAGAUCAGUAUUGCGCAUGGGGAUCAGGCACGCGCGAGUAUAUUUGCAGAGAGAGCCUAUAAAGCUAGGGUGAUCUGUGAAGGUGAGGAUAGCCCCGAAACGCUGAGAGCUAAGUCUCUUGCGUUGAAACCAGCCGUUCAUAGUAGCUUUGAAGUAUAUUCUAGGAAGUGGAAAAGCGUGAGGGAUUCGGCACCGAAGGGUUUGGAUACGGUCGAGUUUGACAAGUGGUUGUUCAGGCAGAAGAAUUAA
Botrytis fragariae is the source of this 1413-nucleotide messenger RNA. RefSeq names its product putative set domain-containing protein 5 protein. The record is from RefSeq and is a predicted model, not a curated record. Bases 1 to 1413 code for a protein of 470 amino acids. Gene Ontology annotation, molecular function: protein binding. NCBI's taxonomy places the organism in Eukaryota, Fungi, Ascomycota, Leotiomycetes, Helotiales, Sclerotiniaceae. The transcript is spliced from 2 exons.